CGCAUGACCAGUUCGAGUCUCUUGACUUUAUCAGAGCCUCUUCAUCCCACAAGCACACCCCACGAAUCUCAAGUCUCAACUGAUCAUAAUCGCCAAUGGAAUUGCCAACGCAAACUUGUGCUUCAGCCCCAUUCGAUCACGCUAAAGCAGACGUUAUCUUACGAUCAGCUGAUGGCGUGGAGUUUCGAGUUUUCAUGCUCUUCCUCUCCCUUGCCUCUCCGUUCUUCGAAACAUUGUUUGGCCUCCCUCAGGCAUCCGAUGGGACUUCUGAUCAAGAGAUGAAGGAUGGCAUAGCAGUCAUCGCUGUGUCUGAGGACAGCAAAACUCUAGAUUUGUUUCUCAGGUUUUGCUAUCCAUCGACGCUGGCGGAAGAUCCUUGCCUUGACAACCUCACAGAGGUUCUUUCUGUGCUCGCAGCUGCGAGGAAGUAUUCACUAGACCUGAUUGAGAGAAAAGUAUGCCAGGCUCUGGCGAAUCCCAAGGUUCUUGAAACAGAGCCCCUUCGCUCCUUCGCCAUUGCGAGGAACGCGCGGCUCAAGCAUGAAACCAUCACCGCUGCCAGACACAACUUACGGCAACCCUUAAUCCCUGCGUUAUUUGCAGAGAUCGACCUAAUCACUGCAUCCGACUUUCUUGCCCUACUAACAUACCAUAAAAAAUGCGCUAUCGCCGUAAAGGCCCUAAUGAAGGACUUCACAUGGAUGACGAAUCAUUAUGGCAAUAUUGAUAGCUGCAUUUGGCUGUUCAAUCGUCCCCGCUACAACCAGUAUUGCUGCGGACAGGGUACUGACACGAGAUUUUUGCCUUGGAAUACCGCUCCACUUGCAUGGUGGACGACAUAUAUGCAGGAGGUAUACGAGCUAUUACAGGAUAGCCCGUCUGGGGAUACUGUGAGGACGGCAGCGGACAGAACAAUCCAAAAGGUCAGAAGUGCGACCUGUGCUGCUUGCUCUGGUCGGGUAAAAGAAGGCAUGACGGAGUUUAGCAACUUGCUUGCUCUAAAAGUCGAAGAAGCUGUCGCUCCGAUCGAGCUGGAGAUGGAUUUUUGAUCGCAACUAUCCUCAUCUAUCGUGUCCAAUAAUCAUGACUCGGUUAUAUCUAGCAGUUGAACGUUGAACAUCAAGGAAG
Suillus fuscotomentosus is the source of this 1128-nucleotide messenger RNA. RefSeq lists its product as uncharacterized. The transcript has 4 exons. Bases 96 to 1049 code for a protein of 317 amino acids. Gene Ontology annotation, molecular function: protein binding. Lineage: Eukaryota; Fungi; Basidiomycota; Agaricomycetes; Boletales; Suillaceae. The record is from RefSeq and is a predicted model, not a curated record.